Messenger RNA from Dictyostelium purpureum, 1020 nucleotides. RefSeq lists its product as uncharacterized. The transcript is spliced from 2 exons. The coding region runs from base 1 to 1020 and encodes 339 amino acids. NCBI's taxonomy places the organism in Eukaryota, Evosea, Eumycetozoa, Dictyosteliales, Dictyosteliaceae. The record is from RefSeq and is a predicted model, not a curated record.
AUGGGUAAAGAAAAUGUUUUAUUAGGACAAGACCAAGAGGAUGAAAACCAGGCCAAUCAAGAAACUCCCAGGGUAUUAUUGACACCAGAACAACAAGCGGUUUUACAACAACAUCUAACACCACAAGAACAACAACAACAACAACAGCAACAACCACAACUUGAUAAAAUUGAGUUGAAUAAUAAUAAUAAUAAUAAUAACAUGAAUAAUAAUAAUAAUACAAUUACAGAUGAUAAUGAUAAUGAUGAAGAUUAUGAUAUAGGCAAAAAGAAAAAGAAAAAAGAUAAAAAAAAAGAUAAAAAAGAAAAGAAAAAGAACAAAAAUCAAGAUGACAAUUCAGGGGAUAAUAUUGAUAGUGAGGACCAAGAAAAUGAAAGAGUUAUUAUUAAAAGUCCAAUUUUACAAAAAUUAAAGAAAAAGAAAGGUGAAGGUUAUGAAGAUGAACCAUAUUCAACAGAGAUGACACAUUUUGAUAGCGGUGCAAAUUUGGAUAGCCUCGAUAGCCCACCUGUUGUUGGUACUCCUCAAAUUGAAUUGGAUCCUGAAGUGUUUUAUGAUGGCGGUGAAAAAAAGAAAAAAGGCAAAAAGGGUAAAAAAAAUAAAGAUAAAUUCCUCACACCAGAAGAAAGAAGAAUCAAAGAGGAAUCAAAAGACGCAAAAUCAUUCUUUUCAAACGAAAGAACAUUUUUAUCUUGGAUUGGUUUAACAUUUUCAUUAGGUGCAAUCGGUACAUCAAUUAUCACUUGGUUUGGUAGUGAGGGUGUAUCUUUAGCAACAGGUUUAUUCUUAUGGGGUGUUUCAAUUAUUUUUAUGGCCUAUUCAACUAUACAGUUCAGAAGAAGAGGACAUGCUAUCAGAACUAAAACUCAGGGUCCAUUUGAUGAUCAAAAAGGUCCAUUAUCUUUGGUAGCAAUGGUAGUUGUGGGUGUAUCAAUUUAUUUAGUAUUCUUUGUCGUAAUUAGACCAACAGUUAAUAUUGGUGGUGACAUCAACCAAAACAAUUCAACUACAAAAAAUUAA